Molecule: messenger RNA, 1971 nt
Organism: Parastagonospora nodorum SN15
Lineage: Eukaryota; Fungi; Ascomycota; Dothideomycetes; Pleosporales; Phaeosphaeriaceae
Exons: 2
Coding region: 1-1971 (656 amino acids)
Biological process (GO): ribosomal subunit export from nucleus
Cellular component (GO): cytosol
Molecular function (GO): GTPase activity; GTP binding
Source: RefSeq, a predicted model, not a curated record
AUGGUGCUCGCUAAAUCGAAGAAGAGCGUCGGGCUGGGCAACAGCCUGAUGAACGAUAGGUUCGGCAAGGGCAAGGGCGCGGACAUGCGCAGAGGCGCCUUUCAGCAGGGCAUCGAGCGGACAGGCCAGAAUGGCGAGAAGUACAUCACCAACGAGAAGAAGGAGGCAUCAUGGGUGAAGAUGCGCUCCGUCACAGAACAGGGUGCUCUCGAUGACUUCCUUUCCACGGCCGAACUGGCUGGCACCGACUUCACUGCAGAGAAGAUGAACAACGUCAAGAUCAUACACAAGGACCAGAAGAACCCAUACUUGCUGUCUGCCACAGAAGAGCGCAAUGUCAAGCGCAAGCACAAAGAAAACAAGAACCGCCUGACCGUCCCCCGACGACCAAAGUGGGACGAAAACACGACGCCACAGGAGUUGGACCAGGCCGAGAGGGAUUCACUACUGCUGUGGAGGCGAGGCCUCGCUGAGCUGCAAGAGAACAACGACCUGCUCAUGACACCUUUCGAGCGCAAUCUCGAGGUCUGGAGGCAGCUGUGGCGAGUUAUCGAGCGUUCGGAUUUGGUAGUGCAGAUUGUAGACGCGCGACACCCACUGCUAUUCCGAUCAGAGGAUUUGGAAGAUUAUGUCAAAGAGGUGGACUCCAAGAAGAACAACCUGUUGUUGAUCAACAAGGCCGACAUGAUGACGCUGAAUCAGCGACAGGCAUGGGCCGACUACUUCACUGAGGCUGGGAUCAACUACAAGUUCUUCUCCGCUGAGCUGGCGAAGGAGAUGAACGAGGCCCGCGCGCUCGAAGACGAGAGCGAGGAAGAGUCGGACGAUUACGAAGAUGAAGACGAUGUCGAGGAGGUCGAUGAGGAGGGUGAUGACUUGGCGAAGGAGGCGAAGAAGAUCGACUUACAGGACAAGCAGGAGGAGGACGCGAAGUGGGUCGACGAGGAAGCAGUUGACGUACCAGCAUCAGAGGAAGACGAGCGAACACGGAUAUUAACCACCGAAGAUCUUGAGUCUCUCUUCCUUGAGCACGCCCCAGAUGUUGACACCGGACCCGGUGGCGAAAAGCGCAAGACGUCCAUCGGUCUAGUUGGUUAUCCCAACGUCGGAAAGUCGUCCACGAUCAACGCACUCAUCGGCGCAAAGAAAGUGUCAGUCUCAGCAACACCCGGAAAGACGAAGCAUUUCCAGACCAUCCACCUGAGCGAAAAGGUCGUCCUUUGCGAUUGUCCUGGUCUCGUCUUCCCCAACUUCGCAACCACCAAAGCCGAGCUCGUCUGCGCCGGCGUCCUCCCCAUCGACCAACUGCGCGAGUACACCGGCCCAGCCGGCCUCGUCGCGCAGCGCAUCCCCCAACCCUUCCUUGAAGCUCUCUACGGGAUGAAGAUGCACAUCCGCCCCCAAGAAGAAGGCGGAACCGGCAUCCCCACCUCCGACGAGGUCCUGCGCGCAUACGCCAUCGCCCGCGGCUUCUCAACCCAAGGUCUCGGCCAGCCUGACGAGUCGCGAGCAGCGCGAUAUGUCCUCAAGGACUACGUCAAGGGCAAACUCCUCUUCUGCCACCCCCCACCCGUCGAUCCGCCUAUCGAUCCUAAGGCUUUCAACCGAGAGCUCUACGACGAAAACCACCUGCCGGAGAAGCGCAGGCGUCAUCUCGCCGCGGCAGCAGACGAUGACGCUUCGCUCAUGGACGACGACCUCGACUUGCCUGCUGUCAACAGCGCGCCCAUGCGCGGCGAGAAGUCCAAGGGCCUGGACAAGAAGUUUUUCGGGCCGGGACAAGGUAUGGCGAAGCAGAACUUGCCGUUCCACCACAAGUACAGCGAGCAGGGCAAGGAGCUGAGUGGCCGGAAAUUAAAGCAGAUUACGGCACUAGAGAAGGAUGUGGAUAUGAGUGAGUUGCAGAACGGCAAGAAGCAUUUCAAGGCGAAUAAGAAGAGGGCGAAGAAGGUGAAGACGGAGUACGACUAA